AAGUAGAACUGUAGAAGUUGCGGGAGACUAAAGAAAUAGGCAGCAUCAGCUGUCAUAAAGGGGAAAGAAAAAUGGCAUUUUUGAGGUCAGUAGUCGCCACAACAACUACAGCCGUAGCAGCAGCCACAGUUGCAAUUCCAGCCGUCUUCGCUAUCCCUUCAGUCGCAUCCUCUCCUUCAUCUUCACAGUCUUCCACUUCUUUCAAAGGGGUAUCCAAAAACCCAUUUUUCGGGUCGCUCAAUCUGUCUGCCAACCCGAUUUGCGGACCCAAAAAAUCGGGCCUCCUGCAAGCUGUAACGAACCUGCCUUCUGUUUCUGUCGAAAUGGAUCCCGAACAAUCGACGCAGAAUGGUGCCGUGUUGCCGGAAUUGCUGACUGAAUUUAUGGUGGAUAUGAAAUGUGAGGGCUGUGUUAAUUCAGUCAGGAAUAAGUUGCAGACUGUUGAUGGUGUUAAAAAAGUUGAUGUGGACUUAACCAAUCAAGUUGUAAGGGUUCUUGGAAAUUCACCUGUGAAGAUCUUGACUGAAGCAUUGGACCAGACUGGACGGAAGGCCAGAUUAAUUGGACAAGGUCUACCAGAUGAUUUUCUAGUAUCGGCUGCUGUUGCUGAAUUUAAAGGUCCAUCUAUAUACGGUGUUGUCCGCUUAGCCCAAGUUAAUAUGGAACUGGCUAGGAUAGAAGCCAACUUCAGUGGUUUGCCCCCGGGAAAGCAUGGUUGGUCGAUCAAUCAAUUUGGUGAUCUAACAAAGGGUGCUGCAAGCACUGGCAAAGUCUUUAAUCCCUUGAAGGAUGAAAAAGAGGCAGUGGGUGACCUGGGAACACUGGAAGUAGAUGAAAAAGGUGAGGCGUUCUAUUCUGGGGUGAAGGAGAAGCUAAGAGUGGGUGAUGUUAUUGGACGAUCCAUAGCGGUAUAUGGAAGUGAAGAUAGAUCAGACGAGGGUAUUGCAGCUGCAGUGGUUGCUAGAAGCGCUGGAGUUGGCGAGAACUACAAAAAGCUUUGCACUUGUGAUGGCACAACUAUCUGGGAAGCAACCAAUGCAGAUUUUGUCAGCAGCAAAUUUUAAGACCCAAUUCAUGUGCUUUCGUGCUCUACUUAUAAUGUACCCUGUGUUCAUAGAGAAGUCUUUUAAAAAAAGAACGAUUAGAUAGAGUGAGCAUCAUCAUUUUAACAGCAACAACUCCAUAUAUUGUACUAUGUCUAAAGAUGUAAACUUUAAUAAAUGAUGUUGGUAACUUCAAGAUUGCAA
Molecule: messenger RNA, 1247 nt
Organism: Salvia miltiorrhiza (redroot sage)
Lineage: Eukaryota; Viridiplantae; Streptophyta; Magnoliopsida; Lamiales; Lamiaceae
Product: copper chaperone for superoxide dismutase, chloroplastic/cytosolic
Exons: 6
Coding region: 72-1064 (330 amino acids)
Biological process (GO): removal of superoxide radicals
Molecular function (GO): copper ion binding; superoxide dismutase activity
Source: RefSeq, a predicted model, not a curated record